This is a messenger RNA of Chlamydomonas reinhardtii, 2900 nucleotides long. RefSeq lists its product as uncharacterized. NCBI's taxonomy places the organism in Eukaryota, Viridiplantae, Chlorophyta, Chlorophyceae, Chlamydomonadales, Chlamydomonadaceae. The coding region runs from base 455 to 1744 and encodes 429 amino acids. The record is from RefSeq and is a predicted model, not a curated record. The transcript is spliced from 5 exons.
GCAUUUCACUUAUCGAUGUGUAUUUGUAGCAGCGACUAUGGGCCCUUCCUGAGCACCCCGAAUUAGCGCACCGAAUUAGCGCUAAUUCGACCCCAUGCGCCCCCCCAGACAGCCGGACCACUUCACGCAAUCUUGCCGGGGUGCCUCGAUUGAAGCCCCGCGCUUCAGCUGUUGCUUACUUUGCAUUGCUGUUAACCGUCACAUUGUGUCGUGGUAAUUCAGCGUCCACUCUCCAGCACCUGUUACGAAUCCUAUCGGCGCCUACUUUGCGAUUUGGCCCGUGUUCGCAAGGCAUAUCAGUAAAGCCACAUGCAUAGCUGCACCUAGAUCGCACGCUGCUGCGGCGGAGCAGCGAGCAAGAAACCUUACGUUGCUCUUGGACCCGGCGAGCCCACGAGGCGCCGCUGCACGAUGCAGCGAGCGGCGGCGGUGCCUUCUGCGAGGGGCAGCAUGCAUGGCGGAGGCCGAGGCGGUGGCGGCGCAGGCGAUGGGGCCGACUACCCCGCCCACAGGUUUUCUUCGUGCAGUCGCGUCCACGGCACUCGGCGCGCAAAAUCUGGCGUCACUCCUUGGACGCCGAGCCUCUGUGGUGGCAGUGCAUGCAGACGGGGCUGGUGGGACCACGGGCCGGGUGCCAUUCAGACGCCGGAAACCGCGGCCGGACCCACUGCAAAGGCUGAUGCUGCGGAAGCUGCGGGACAUCCAGAACGACGUGCGCGGCAUCCAGAACGACGUGCGCGGCAUCCAGCAGAAGCAGGAUGGAUUCGCUGAGACACAGAGCAUCAUCGUCGAGUCGCUCGUGGGCAGCGAGCUCAGUGAGCGCGACCCGCCGGACGUGGACAGCAGCAAAGCGCGCAGAGCCGUCAAGCUGCAGUCUGCGGACAGCGUUGUGGCCUGUGUGGUGCCGCAAGAGCUCCCGCCGCGCCUGCUGCACGAGGACGCACCUGCGCAGCUCACGGCGUGGCUCAUGGAGGAUCGGGGCCGAGGCAUCCGCGCUAUCCUGCGGUCGUGUCUGCGUGCGGUGCCUUCCCUGCUCGGGGCGGUGGCGGGGAGUGCAGAGGACAAGGCGGCGGCUGCGACUGAAGCUGAGGUGGCGCUGACAGAGCUCGAGAAGGCUGGGGCUGGCCAAAAGGAGCUGCGAGCCGCCUGUGACGCGCUCAAGUGCUGCGCGGCGCGGCUGCCGGUCUCCUUGAAGCUGCUCGAGGACUGCGUCAAGGACCCGAAGAAAGCCGAGGAGCUGCUGCGCGGUGAGCUGUGCAUCGCGGCGCUGACGUCGCUGCACCCGGUCAGCGGCACGGCCUCAUCGACGGCCAAAGAGCUGGAGAUCGACCGCCUGCUGCCGCUACGGUUGCUUCCGGCGGCUGACGGCGCCAACGGCACCAGCAACAACGGUGGCAUCGCCAUCCUGGAGGUGCAGGAGAUCAAGUCGUCCACCGCUGGUCUACCCACGGGGGGUGACCAGGCGGCCCGCCUGGGCUCCGUUCUGGGGUGCUCCUACGGUGUGCUGCAAGAGCGGCUCCAGCACGCGGCGGCAGGCGCUGUGCCGCCGCUGCCGGUGAAGCUGCGCCUGCAGGGGACCAUUGCGCUCGGCAAAGACGGCGACCCCAACGCGGAUGCGGCGCAGCUCCCGCCCCAGCAGACGCUUAAAACCGCUGACGACAAGGUGCACGACAUGCAGAUGCAGUACCUGGUCCUGGCGAAGGGCGCUCUGGUGCCCUGGGUGCCGAGCCGCCCGAAGCAGUGAGCGGUCGGGACACGCGGUUGACAGCGAGCCGAGCUGCUACCGCGGUCUUCGUACCGCUGCAGCUUUGCGCGCGACGGGUAGCUGCUGGGGUGCCCGGGCCGCGAGGCUGCGGUCGAGCGGCGGGGGCGACCUGCUGCAGGCGUCCGCGGUGGCUGCAACGCGUGGACCUGUCUGUUGGGGAAGUGCCGAGGGCAUGAGGCAUGGCGAGCUUGGACAGUGCGGCACCGUGGCAGGUAUUAAGCUGACACCCAUUGUGUCAUCCGGCGCGGUUUUGGAGUGCGGGCAUGCCAUGUGCGUACCAUUUUAGGCACGUCACGCGACGAGGGCGCUUGAAGAGUGGGGUCGGAGAGUGCGUAGAGCUUUUGAGUGGGAAAGAAUGGGAGAUUCGUUCAUGGGAAAAUGUGGGAGAUGCAUUUCAUAAAUGUGGUGAACAGUUGAGCGUUUGGGCCGCAUUUUGACGAGUUGGCCGGUCUCUGACGCGUGGUAGGAUGGUGGGCGUCACCAAAGUGAGAGGCUGGCGGCCUGUGGCGGUCUCACCGCUGAGAGACAUUGACCAUCGGUGUCUCGGGACUUGUCCAUAACGAUAACGUUUGUAUUGCAUGUACCAUUUCGUGGGGUGUAAGGGUUCACCUCUCCGGCUGGCACCUCGCAGCCAUGUACUCUGGCCUUGUCAUUUUGUAUGGAGUGAACCCAGUCACUGUUGCGCUGCGCAUGCGAUACAUUGCAAUCAUGUGAUGCGUCGGCAAGUGGAAAGUUUGGCAGGGGAUGGAGCGCUGUGUGGACGGAGCAUCCAUGGGGAAGUGUUGGUGUACCUAAAUAUGCAAGUAGCGCAAGGCAAUUCUGUAGCGCCGGCCGCAUUGGCAUGCGCAGCUCUCGAGUGUGGCGUGUGGCACAUUUAAUAAGCCCGCAUUUCACCACAUGCGUUGGUGUUCAUAUCUAGGACGUGCAUGUCGCAAUAGGUCGGCAGGGUACCGGCGUGUCUGGGACUUCAGAGCCUCUGCGGCGAUGCAUCAGUGCUUACCUGCUCCGUUUGAGGGGAAGGGCACAAGACUGGGGGAGGGAGGAGCCCGGAGGAGCACAGGGUCGCGAAGGCGCAGGCUCCCAUGUAUGUAUACGCUGGUCACUCUGUUGUCGAGGGCGCUGUAAGUGUGGGAUG